This is a messenger RNA of Cetraspora pellucida, 245 nucleotides long. Lineage: Eukaryota; Fungi; Glomeromycota; Glomeromycetes; Diversisporales; Gigasporaceae. The record is from the annotation of a GenBank genome assembly.
AUAAUGAAUUGUUUAGCGAUGAAGCUUCUGAAUGUGAAUCUUUAGGCAGUAAACUUUCAGGUGCUGAUUCUUCAGAUAAUGAAUCUCCAAGUAGUCAAUCUUCGAGCGAUGAAAAUGAUUGGGUGGAUGAACUCUUUGAACCCAAGUCAAACGCAUAUACUUUAAUGCGAAGUUGGAAAUUAGCUGCACAAGGUUCUCAAAAAAUCACUAAUUAUUUUAGUGUUAAUAAUAGCAAAAGUAAUGAA